AUGGACCCGGGGACCUUAGCCAACCACCUUGCAAUCGGGAGAGCUACUGCCAACACCAUUCGAGCGGGACUUGGGCUUCCGCCUGUGGGCACUCCAGCAGUGGCAACUCCAGCUGCACCGGGCACGGUGCCGCCAGCAGCUCCUGCGGCUCCACCUGGGCUUCUGGGUGGAGGAGCAAGGGCGCCUCCGGCAAUGGCCGCAGGGGCAGGGGUAGGAGAAGUGUGGGUGGCAAUCGAGGAGGCUGGGGGCAGGAAGAAAGGAGAUGUGAUUUGUGAGGACCCUCAUCCACUUCCAGCCGGUCACAUUGUUUUGGGGGACAGAGCGAUUGUGCCUGGGGUUGCGGGGGAGUCAGGUUGCUUUGUGAAAAAGGUGCCCCGAGCAGAGCUAGGUAGGUACGCGCUUGAUGACUUGCGCAUCCUGCCCGUGGUUUUCGAUGCUCAGGGAACCAGGAGGCGAGACUUCAAUGAUGCAGUCUCAGCCAUGAAGGAUGGCAUACCUCAGGGCGGAGGACUUCAGCUUGAUGGACCGACCUCGUCACUCAACCUGCUGAAGAGCAUGCGAGAUCAGAACCUCACCCCCACCACAUACCAUGAGUACUGGCUCAGAUCUGCGGAGAUUCCUAAGGGAGAUAGAAGCACCUAUGAGCACGAGUGUUUGAGCCGCAUCCUCGAAUCGAUGAUCACAGUGGAUCAACUCAAUAUUUGCGCGCUUCAGGGUGCGGAACUGAUUUGUCGAAGGCUUCAAGUCAUACGAGAGGCUCACAGAAUCAGUCCAAGUUCUCCGGACUACUCCUCUGCAGAUCACUUCAUGGGCUGGAGGUGGCGCCGAACAGCUCAAGGAAUUGACAUGCAGUUGGCGUCGCAUGUAGCUCAGGCUCUCAAGGAUGAGGCGGCAAUCGCCAAGGAGGCCCGCAAGGCCAGAGAGGAACAAUCUAUGCGCCGCAAGCGCCCUGGUAAAGGCUCGCAGGAAACUAUGAAUACGGUCCGACCCUAUGACAGAGACCUUGCGUCCCUUCCUGGUUGUGGAGAUGAACCAAUACCUCUGACUCAGGUCAUGGAUGAACAUGGUCGAGAACUCGUCAAGGAUCCCCUAGCUUUCAUGAUGCGCAGCAGUGAAGAGUGGGGGGAAAUGGUUGAGCGGGGUGAAACCUUUCAGCCUUACAUGGACGUCCGUUUGCAGGCCAAUCCUGAACUCUACGCUGGGUUCGUAAAGGACCUGGUGGACAAGAAGAUGCUGGAUUUCACACUGAAGCCGGGCGACCUGGUGACUCCUUUUUUCGUCAACAAGAAGAACAAAAAACUGAGGUUUAUUUUGGAUUGCCGCGGCACAAACCGGCGAUUCAGAGAUCCACCUCCGCUUGCCCUGGCUGCAGGUUCAACCUGGGCUCAGUUGGAGGUGGACCACAGCCAGAAGCUGUUCGUGGCUCAGUCUGACAUCCGGGACUAUUUUUUCUCAUUGGAGCUUCCCCCUGACCUUAAACAUCUUUUCUGUUUACCUCCUAUUCCGCUGCAAUAUUUAGCAGAAUGGGGUAUUCAGGCUCCGUGUGAUGGUGCGGAAGAUACUAGAGGCUGGGUUUGGCCAAGAUGCAGAGUGGUCCCAAUGGGUUGGUCUUGGGCAAUGUACAUAGCACAAAGAGUUCAUCAGCACAUAUGCCUGGAGGCCUCAGGGCUGGGGACUUCAAGGCUUCUGGUGGAGGGGCGGCCUGCGCCUUCCUUGGAAACAGGCGAGGUAGUGCUGAUUCCCUACGCAGAUAACCUCAAUGUUGCUGGAACAUGUCAAGCUGCAGUGCAAAGGACUAAAGAUUGCAUUGUGCACAGGCUUCGACAGCAUGGCUUCAGAGUUCAUGAGGAGACAGAGGCAUCCACCCUGGCACAAUCACUAGGUUUUUUAGUUGACGGAGAGAGACAUUGCAUCACACCAAUCCCAGAAAGAUGGGAGAAAGUCUUGCAGGCCUUUGGAUGGCUUGCGCGACGACCAAGGGUCAGUGGUAAGGCAGUUGAACGCCUUCUGGGACAUGCGGUGCAUUUUGCAAUGUUGAGACGAGAGCUUUUGUCAAUUUUUAGGUCUCUCUAUGAUUUUGUGGCUAGGUCCUACAAUAGAAGGCAACGACUGUGGGCAUCGGCCGCGAAGGAGGCCAAAUGGGCACAGCAUCUCUUUAAACUCUGCAGUGUGAAUAUGAAGCGUUCAUGGAGUGCAAGUGUUACAGCCUCAGAUGCAUCUUUGUCAGGUGUGGCUGUCUGCUCACGAGAGCUUCCCCUGAGAGACGUGGUCCGGCAUGGCCGCAUUCGAGAGACCUGGAGAUACGUUAGUGGAAGACCUGUCAAGCCCCGUGAAGUGGUUGUUGAUUUGGGUGACCCCUUUGAAGAUCCAGGCACGGUCAAGCCAGUGCAAGCGGAGCGAAGUGACCCAUAUGAGCUGAACUUUGAUUUUCCUGACAUAGAGGCCGAGGUCAUGCAAAAGGAUUGCUGGACACAAUGUUUUGCUAUUCACAUGCAGUAUCCCGAACAUAUCACACUUUUGGAAGGUAGAGGAGUUAUUGCUGCCAUGAGACACAAAUUUCGCUCGUCGCAACAGUUUGGACGGAAGCGUCUUCACUUCACGGAUAACAUGGGUGUGGUGCUUCUUUGCUCUAAGGGUAGGUCGAAUACUUUUGGCAUGCUUCGGGUGUGUCGGCGGCUAACGUGUUUGCUCUUGGCCACUGACAGUUUCCUUCAAGUGCGAUGGGUGCCGAGUGAAAGGAAUGUGGCUGAUCAGGCUUCCCGACAGUGGGAGCAUUUGAGAAAGCAUGCUUUUAGCCCAGGAGGCGCGGGGACAGAAAAGGAAGACGCCCCCUACACCUCAACCUGGAAUCCUCCUUCCCGAGACAAAGUCCAACCAGACACAGAAAAGCCAAAGGCAGUCACCUCAAAGACGGCUGAUCAAGACCCGGGACGAUCGGAAGCAGAACCGCUCGCAGGCGAAACAAGAGAAUCAGACCCCGCAGAGGUUCUACAAGCUACGCCCGCUAAGCGAGGUGAAGCAGAGAGGGCGUUGGCAAGCAGACAGCUCAGUGCGGAGAUACGAGGCGCAUGCGCGCCUGAACCAGGAGUUCAACGACCUCCCGGCAGCCGUGCAGAGAAAGUCGCAGCUGGCAGAGCAGAUGCUUCCAAAGGAGGCCCCAAGAUUUUUCGGCCUUCACAACAGCUUGGGGUUCAGAAAUUUGUGCUAGAAAUUUUCAGUGGUUGCGCGCGUUUGUCACAAGCUUGUUCAGCCGUGGGUUUCAUCUCCAUAGCCUAUGAUAUUGCCUACGGCACAGCUUGCGACGUUUUACAACCAGCUGUUUUACACCGAAUCCUUCGUUUCUUGCACAAACAUCAGGGCUCUAUAGCUAUGGUAUGGUUGGGAACCCCUUGCACAACCUGGAGCAGAGCUAGAAAGCAUGAUGGGGGUCCCCCCCCUCUGAGAGAUGAUGAGCAGAAUUUAUUUGGCUUUGAUGACUUGAGUUUUUCAGACAAACGCAAAAUACAAGAUGGCAACAGCCUUCUCAGUGUGUCUGAACAAAUCAUCUCCACAUGCAUUGCUUUGAACUUGUGUUGGGCGAUUGAGAACCCCUGGUCUAGCCGAAUCUGGCUAACACCAUACCUGAAACAACUUGCCGAUCGAUUCACUCUCAUGCGAAUUGACUUUUGUGCUUAUCACAUGCCCUGGCGCAAAGCAACUGGAAUCCUCUUUGGGGGACCCUUCUCUCUCCUUCACUUAGCGCGCGAGUGUGUGCCACAGCAUGGACGUUGUUCAUUUUCAAAUCGCAAACACAUUGUUUUGGUAGGCAAGGACAGUGCAGGACAGUGGUUGACACGCAGAGCGCAACCCUAUCCCUUUCAUCUGUGCCAUGCAAUUGCGAAUACUCUGACAGAGCACAGGUGA
Molecule: messenger RNA, 3903 nt
Organism: Durusdinium trenchii
Lineage: Eukaryota; Dinophyceae; Suessiales; Symbiodiniaceae
Source: the annotation of a GenBank genome assembly